ACAACACAUCCGGCCCGGCUGUCGUUGGUCGCUAGUGAAAUGAGCUUUGUUUUGAAUAGAAAGCUACUUCUCAGCUGAUUUAAAACAGGAUGGCAGAGGAGGCAGACACCGGUGUUUCUUCGCGGGCUGAGAGAAAAGCAUUAGAAAAGGCCAAAAUACUACAACGGGAAAGCGAGAGGAAGAUCUUCAGACUGGUUGGACGAGUCCUGAAGAAACCGGAGGCUGAGCGGUCAGAGGAGGAGGCCUCUGUGUUACUGCUGCACAGAGACACUGUGGAGGAGCACUGCAAGAGACAAGUCCGCAGAAAUGUGCUCAAGAGGAAGCAGGAGGAGGUGUUUGAUGAUGCUGAUGAGCUGAAAAGUAAAGUCAGACAGCUGGCUGCGGCAGUCAAACAAGCAAAUCACCUGGUGGUUUACACUGGAGCCGGGAUCAGUACUGCAGCUUCUAUCCCAGACUACAGGGGUCCUAAUGGGGUGUGGACACAGCUGCAGAAAGGACGGACAGUCAGUUCAUCUGACCUGAGCAAAGCAGAGCCAACCCUCACACAUAUGUGUAUUAGGAUGCUACACAAGGAAAAGAUGGUAAAACAUGUCGUGUCCCAAAACUGUGAUGGACUUCACCUGCGCAGCGGUCUACCCAGAAAUGCCCUGUCUGAGCUCCAUGGAAACAUGUUUAUUGAGGUGUGCACGUCCUGUUCCCCAGUCAGGGAAUAUGUGCGGUUAUUUGAUGUGACGGAGCGGACAUCGUUGCACCGGCACGGGACAGGCCGCACGUGCAUGCACUGUUGCGGCGAACUCAGGGACACUAUUGUACACUUUGGGGAACGCGGGACCCUGGAGCAACCUCUCAACUGGAAGGGAGCCGCAGAGGCUGCCAAGAUGGCGGAUGUUAUCCUGUGCUUGGGCUCCAGUCUGAAGGUGCUGAAGAAAUACGCUUGUCUGUGGUGCAUGAACAGACCAGCUAGCAAAAGACCCAAACUCUUCAUUGUCAACCUCCAGUGGACACCGAAAGAUGAUCUGGCUUUGCUGAAAAUUAAUGGAAAGUGUGAUGAUGUCAUGAGCCUCCUCAUGGAGGAGCUGAACUUACAGAUUCCUGUGUAUAAACGGGCAGAGGAUCCUAUUUUCUGUCUAGCCACACCUCUGCGACCAGAGGAGGUGAACAGCCACACCCGAGAGGUCAUAGCUCCUCCUGAUGGGCAGCAGGACCGCUCAGCUGACCCUGGGAGACAAGCAGAAGAAGCCACAGCUGUGCAGGGAGGCUGGUUUGGGCGAGGCUAUGGUAAAGGAAGGAAGAAGAAAAAAGCUACAUAACUGACAGAACUUUACAGAUUGCAUACAUUGUGGCCAAGUACUUUGCAGCCGCAGUAAUCAAUCCUAAUGAGGGAUUCAGAUUUCAGUCCCAUGAUGGGGACAAGUUGGACUUGAAUUUUCAGGGUGCUGUUGUGUCUUUUUGGCUGCAUUAGUAUGGUUUUGCCACAUGCACUGAGUGUUUGUGUGAAUAGACAAAUAAAUAGGAGAUCUGCCAUUUGAAAAUGGCACUUUGCACCAUGAACUUAUUAUUUUGUACAACAUGCAGUUUUAAGUAUCAGGAUUUAAACAUGUUUUUUGUUAUGCUUCUCAUGCUUCCAUCUUUAUGGCAGCUGAGUUACCCGGGUUAGUCAGAGUUUAGUCACAAUAGGAGGAAGUAGUGACAAGUUUUGAAUCCACUCCUUGAUCAGUUUCUCUAAUGACCCUCAGUAUAUCAUAAAUGUGGCAUAAUGUUUUUAUAGCCAUGUUUGAAACAUAUAGGUGCUGAAGGAUUUUUGGUGGAAUAUCACUUUAAAUUCUGUUUAAUGGGUGCAUUAUCAUAACUAGUUUAGUAUGCAAAAUGCAGCUGAAUUGAGCAUUAGCUAAAGGCAAAUGGCCAUAUAAUACUGGUGUCUAAAGUGCAAGUUCCUGUAUACAUGCUCGUGGAAAGUGUUAUCUAUCAGUGAAACACGAGUGACUUAAGUGUUUAUGAGUAGCAAAUGCCAGCAGAACAACAGCCGGAUACCAAAGGCCAGUUUUUGGAUUCUGUGCUGCCACAGCUUUUACUGAGAAGAGAUUUAAAAAAAGACUGAGGAGGUCAGACUUUUACUACAUUCAUUCAUAAACAAAAAUUUAUUUUUAUAGUCUUUUUCAGACAUUUAAACUUGUAUUGUUGAAUGUACGUUUUUCAACAGAGCGUAUUCUUGUUUUUUUAUUUUUUAUGUAUUUUGGUUUACUUAAAUUAUUUCCUGAACUCACACUCAACCUUCACUCUGCUGUCACCCAUCCUCAGGUUUGCAGGUUACGUAGUACAGCUACUACUGUACUUUGGUUUACUGAAGUUGUUGAAUUUGUUUAUGUUUACAUUUUUUAAAUCUUGUUUGUUUACAGCUCUGUAGAAGGAAAGCUGAGUUUUGAAUUUUGACUUAAAUUUUGAUUAGUUCUUUGUGUCAGGUUAUGUUACUGUUACCUUGGUAAUAGAAACCACCAAAUAGGUGUCUCUAUUGAUUUGUCUCAGGAAGAUCCAGUAGUAUUAAUGAUCACAUCCUGUACCAUAGUAUCAGAAGUUGUGAAAGGCCAGACUAGCCACGAUAAGCUAGUGCUCAUCAUUCCUGAAACUCAAGCCAGUGCUAAAACUGGAUGUGAAAACUCCUUUGUUGUCUCGAUAUUGUGUAAAGAAGUUGUUAUAUUUGUAAGACAAUAAAGUGUUUCUCAUAUUAAA
Molecule: messenger RNA, 2727 nt
Organism: Lates calcarifer (barramundi perch)
Lineage: Eukaryota; Metazoa; Chordata; Actinopteri; Centropomidae
Gene: sirt7
Product: sirtuin 7
Exons: 10
Coding region: 90-1310 (406 amino acids)
Molecular function (GO): NAD+ binding
Source: RefSeq, a predicted model, not a curated record